AUGGCAAGUGACGAAGAAUACUCUUUACAAUUUGACGAGGAUGAAUCGGACGAAGAAGUCACCGCAUUAUAUGAAUCACGCAAUACAUCAGAAUUCACGUUACCAGAUCUAAUAUGUCAUAAACAUGCUACUAUAAUAAGUCAAGAAUCUGAAUUUGAUAUCGAUGAUGAUGAGGAUGAUGCUAUCCAUGAAUAUGAAGAUGAAGAUGAUGAGGAUGAUAAUGACGAUUUGUUGGCUCUUCCGAUUACUAUGUCUACUAAGAAGGCCCUUAGUGAGGGGAGUGUGCCAAAUUUGAAAUAUGAAUGUUUGACCACUCAAGGUAUCUAUGAGCGAAUGUUGAAACGAAUACAUCAUUUACAACCACUCUUUUCUAUACCUCCUGAUGAUAUUUUAAUAUUGAUGCAACAUUAUGAUUGGAAUGAAGAAAGAUUGUUGGAAAAAUGGACAGAAAAGAUGGAUGACUUGUUGGAAGAAAUUGGAUUGAAUGUUACUUCGAAAAAAAUUGUAGAUAAUACUAAUUCGAAUACACGUGGUCUUAAAUAUAGAAAGGAUUUUAGUUGCUUUAUAUGUUGUGAUGAUAAGACUACUGAAACAUUUUCAUUAGAAUGUGGUCAUGAAUAUUGUUUAGAUUGUUACAGGCAUUAUAUUGAAGAUAAAUUACAUGAAGGGAACAUAAUCACAUGUAUGGAUUGUUCUUUAGUAUUAAAAAACCUUGAUAUUGAUCAAAUUAUGGGUCAUGCCUCAAGUAACAUACUUAUGCGUUCAUCUAUCAAAAGUUUUGUACAGAAACAUCAUAGGAAUUAUAAAUGGUGUCCCUACGCAGAUUGUAAAUUUAUUAUUCAUUUGAAGGAUACAUCUUCAUUGGGGGAAUACACACGUUUACAUUAUUCUCCAUUUGUUAAAUGUAAUGAAUCACACAGGUUUUGUUUCCAUUGUGGUUUUGAAGUUCAUGCACCUGCAGAUUGUAAUGUUACUAAUGCGUGGAUUAAAAAGGCAAGAAAGGAAUCUGAUAACUUAAAUUGGGUCUUGACACAUACAAAGGAAUGUCCUAAGUGUUCUGUUAAUAUUGAAAAAAAUGGUGGUUGUAAUCAUAUGGUUUGUGGUAAUUGUAAAUAUGAAUUUUGUUGGAUUUGUGAAAGUGCAUGGGCUCCUCAUGGUAAAAGUUUCUAUCAAUGUACCAUGUAUAAUAAUGAUGAUAAUGGGAAAACUAAAACAACAUCUACUGAAGAUGCGGCCAGACGCCUGAAAAGAUUCACAUUUUAUUAUAGAAUGUUUAAUGAACAUGAAGUAUCAGCUAAAUUGGAUUGGAAACUUGGUCAAACAGUUGGAAUCAAAGUGAAAGCUUUACAAGAAAAAAUUGGUGUCUCAUGGAUUGAGGGCCAAUUUUUGUCGGAAAGUAUUCAAACGUUGGUUGAAGGCCGUACCUCUUUGAAAUGGUCAUUUGCAGUUGCGUACUAUUCAGAUCCAUCUCAUAAUUUGACUAAAAUUUUUCUUGAUAACCAAAUUUUAUUAGCUAAGGCGGUUGAAGAGUUAUCUGAACUGUUAUUAACUAAACAACCUGAAGCUAUUAUGAAAAAGAAGCCUGAUUUUUAUAAUAAAGCGGGAUUUGUCGAGAAUAGAAGGCUCGCCUUAAUGGAGUGUGGUAGGGACUUACUAUGCAAGGGUAUUUGUAAGCCUACUGAUUGA
This is a messenger RNA of Naumovozyma dairenensis CBS 421, 1686 nucleotides long. RefSeq names its product E3 ubiquitin-protein ligase HEL1 (gene HEL1). The transcript has a single exon. NCBI's taxonomy places the organism in Eukaryota, Fungi, Ascomycota, Saccharomycetes, Saccharomycetales, Saccharomycetaceae. The record is from RefSeq and is a predicted model, not a curated record. Gene Ontology annotation, biological process: ubiquitin-dependent protein catabolic process; positive regulation of proteasomal ubiquitin-dependent protein catabolic process; protein polyubiquitination. Gene Ontology annotation, cellular component: ubiquitin ligase complex; cytoplasm. Gene Ontology annotation, molecular function: ubiquitin conjugating enzyme binding; zinc ion binding; ubiquitin protein ligase activity. The coding region runs from base 1 to 1686 and encodes 561 amino acids.